AUGUUUGGCUGUCUUGCGUCUGGCCGGCUGGUCCAGACAGAGCCAGUCGCAGUCGACCCCGCGCGAGUCGUCUUCACCAUCGACGAUGCUGACAAGAUCAACCACUUGGUCGUCUUCCUGCUUGGGCACAUCCCAUUCGACGAAGGCUUUGGUGGAGCGGUCUACUUUGGAUGGCCGUCCGCGGAGGGGCCCGUCUGGCAGUACCUUGGCUUCAUUUCCAACUUGAAGCCCAGCGCCAUCUUUCGCGUCUCCAAGACACGACCGACGCAGUCGGAAGCUGCUGCGCCGUUUGCCAGCAUGUACCAGAACGCAGCGCCUAUGGGCGGCUUCCAGCAGAAUUUUGGUGGCUCCAUGAUGGACUCCGAGCAAGCGCAGUACCCCGCGUACAUGUACGAUGCGUCGUCCAUCCAAGCACAAGUCGGCAUUUCCAUAGAGCCCCUCGACGACAUUGCCCAGCAAACCCCACUAGCGGACGAGGCAUCACAGGCAGGCGGAAUGAUUGGAUUUACGCAAGCGAUGCUCGCCAACUUUUUCAACUAUGCCAUGUCGUUUUCUACUCCUACGCCCAAGUACAACGAAGAGUAUGUACCAACAAGCGUUGUCAAGCAAUGGUACGAAUCCUUCGAACGGAAACUGGCGCUAAAUCCAAAUUUCUGGAAGCAGUAG
Molecule: messenger RNA, 666 nt
Organism: Capsaspora owczarzaki ATCC 30864
Lineage: Eukaryota; Filasterea; Ministeriida; Capsasporidae
Exons: 4
Coding region: 1-666 (221 amino acids)
Biological process (GO): protein import into nucleus
Cellular component (GO): cytosol; nucleus
Molecular function (GO): Hsp70 protein binding; nuclear import signal receptor activity
Source: RefSeq, a predicted model, not a curated record